Vitis vinifera (wine grape) is the source of this 2055-nucleotide messenger RNA. RefSeq lists its product as uncharacterized. Bases 397 to 1881 code for a protein of 494 amino acids. Lineage: Eukaryota; Viridiplantae; Streptophyta; Magnoliopsida; Vitales; Vitaceae. The transcript has 5 exons. The record is from RefSeq and is a predicted model, not a curated record.
CUAUGAUAAAUGUAUGUCGAGACUAUUUUUAUACUUGAUUGGCGAGAAAAAAUCUAGUGCUCCUCCACACACCAUAUCAAUUCUCUCUCUAGCACUUCCCGCCCUUCGCUCCGUCUGAUCGCCGGCCAUUCUCCGCUGUUACAGCGUCGCCAGAAGUUUCAUCGGAUUUCGACUAAUAUCAGCUGCUCCUUAGGUCUUCCGGCCAAAGACAAUGUUCAUUUUCGCACUCAUUUGCGUGGAUAUAGCUAGGAGCGUGCAUCAAUGGCUUUAUCCGUGCACGGAGGGGACUUAAUUUAUUUCGAAUUUGGAAACUAUCAUUUUCACACCUGGUAGACCAAAGGGAAAAGUGGAAUCACUAAACAUUUUCUCUGCCGGAAGUAUAAGGGGCAAACCAAAAUGAACAAGGGUUUUUGGAUGCCAAAGGGUGCUGGACACUUAUCUGAUGGGGAUACAACAUUUGACAACCCUUCCAGGAUUGAACCAAAGCGGUCUCAUCAAUGGUUUGCAGAUAUUGCUGAACCAGGCUUGUUUCCCAACAAAAAGCAAGCAGUACAUUCCACAAGCAGCAAAUCAACUUCCGGAAUUUCGAAUGCACAUGGUUCUCCAUGGGAGAACACUUCUAGUUUUCAUUCAGUUCCAAACCAAUUCAUUGACCGGUUAUUUGGACCUGAGACAGCUAGGCCUGUCAAUUUCACGGAAAGGAAUAUCUCUCCUGUUGGAACAGAUGGCUCAAGAAGCAGGGACAUCGAUGAGCAAUUUGGAAAUGAUUCAUCUGUUGGUUUGUCUAUAUCUAAUGCUAUUGAAGACCCUGAAACAUGUCUCAGCUAUGGUGGAAUUAGAAAAGUUAAAGUCAAUCAGGUUAGGGAAUCUGAUAGUAGUGAGAAUGCAUCAAAGGGACAUAGCUAUGAUAGGGAAAUUCACAGUAAUAUACCCACAGUUCAGGACUAUGACAGGGGGAGUGAUACCAGUUUUAUGUCAAUAGGGGCAGCCUACUAUAAGGAGGAUGAGAAUGACAAGUUAAUGGGUCACACAUACAACACUGGAGACCAUGAUAUACCAAUGGGUCACCCUUAUAAUAAGGGGGAUGCCAAUACCAUAUCUUUUGGUAGCUAUCAUGAUGAACCUGAUAAUAUCCCCUUUGCCAGGCCCAUAAGCAGCUAUGGCUUAUAUCAGUCUUCAGUUCAAAUAUCAGACACAGAGAGUGAAAGAGAGUUGGAUGCAUCAAAUGCUAAUGGAACUUUAAGUUCUGCGCAGUUAGCUAAAUUAAGACCUGAGUCUGCUUCCAAAAAUAAAUCAGAAUUUAAGAUGUCUAAGAAAGAAGCUCCAAACAGCUUCCCGUCAAACGUCAGAACCUUGAUAUCAACUGGUAUGCUUGAUGGGGUACCUGUGAAGUAUGUCUCCUUGUCACGAGAGGAGCUUCAUGGAAUCAUAAAAGGCUCUGGCUAUCUUUGUGGGUGUCAGUCAUGUAAUUUUAACAAGGUACUCAACGCUUAUGAAUUUGAGCGUCAUGCUGGUUGCAAAACAAAACACCCAAAUAAUCACAUUUACUUUGAGAAUGGGAAGACUAUUUAUCAGAUUGUCCAAGAAUUAAGGAGCACCCCUGAGAGCUUGUUAUUCGAUGCCAUUCAAACAGUGACUGGAUCUCCGAUUAAUCAGAAGUCCUUCCGCAUUUGGAAAGGUAACAUAAAUUCUACUAUCAAAACAACCAUGAAGUUUACUGUCUCCUUCCCUGUAAUAAUUGGAAAUUCAUUGAUUUCCCCACCAUGUGUUAGUGCCAGUACUAUAUUCUAUCUCUUUCUGUGUUCCUCUUAUGCAGAAUCAUUUCAAGCAGCUACACGGGAGCUUAAGCGUAUCUAUGGAAAGGAGGAACUGAAUCUAUGAAAGGAGUAUUGUUAAUGAGCCUGGAUGAGAAUGUAAGAUAGGGUAGCCUCUUUCAUGUGCAUUGAAGCAAAUACUCCUUUUUUUUUUAAUAAGUUCUGUGUUUACUGUGAAGUGCCAUUUGACAUUGCCAAAGCGAUGCAUUCUGUUAUUUUGAGGCAUGAUUGGUUUUGCUAA